Messenger RNA from Mizuhopecten yessoensis (Yesso scallop), 2301 nucleotides. RefSeq lists its product as uncharacterized. The record is from RefSeq and is a predicted model, not a curated record. Bases 52 to 1617 code for a protein of 521 amino acids. The transcript has 2 exons. Lineage: Eukaryota; Metazoa; Mollusca; Bivalvia; Pectinida; Pectinidae. Gene Ontology annotation, molecular function: zinc ion binding.
UAGCAGUAAAGAAGCAAGAACUUCACCUGCGGAAAUCUUUUCAAAUCGAUCAUGGCUACUGCAGGUCAAACUGCUGCUCGCAAGAAAGGACAGAUCACGUGCAUGUAUCAUACAGGCAAUAACUUAGAAUUCGUUUGUGAAAAUUGCAGCGAACUCGCCUGUAUGAAAUGUGUUGCUACUCGACAUAGGGCGCAUGCGUUGACCGAACUUGGUGAUAUCGUAAACCAAAAGAAAUCAAAAAUGGUCAAGUUUAUCGACGAACUUGAAAAUAAUAAACUGCAAAACAUUACAGAAAAGAUAGGGGCAAUUGAACAGCAAAUAGAGAAUACUUCGGAGUACUUUGAUAAGCUAGGAACAACAGUUCAAGAACAUGGGGAGGAACUAAAACAGGAAAUUGACGGUAUGAUCGCCGAAUCUGUGUCACAUUGUCAAAAACGGAGAGAGGAUAACAUCCGGCUACUCACCGACUACAAGCAAUGUCUGAAAGACAGCCACAAAGGACUCGAUAAAGAGAUACACGAAUGCAAGACACAGCUUCAAGAGGCGUCUGAUAUUGAACUAUAUGACGCUGAGCAUGUGUUCGAAAGUUUCCCUCUGGAAUUACCCGAUUACCCAAAUUUGAAUACCACUUCAUUUGAACCACCUUCACACUAUCGCUGUUACCUGGAGCAAGCAUUAGGAACGUUGGUCACAAAUGACCGAUCUGAUGGUCAGACAGAGUCGACAGUACAGCUUCAGCCAUCUACCCAGGCGUCAACAUCGGAACGAUCGAUGUCAAAAGCGAGAACUACCAGAAGAUCGGUCGUGAAGUACAAGCUUCUGCCCCAAACCGUCACUCUUGGUAAACUUUAUACAAAAAGAAUUGGCAAUAGGAUAUGUCCAGUUGACAAUGACGAAAUUUGGAUUUCAUACUGGGACGUUCUCGAGCUGUUGAACAAAAAAGGUACGGUUCGGAGGCAGUUCAAGUUCACCGUGAGAAUCACAGAUAUCAGCAUAUCACCCAGAACAAGGAACAUUUGGGUGUGCUCUGACGCCGAUUCAAGCAUCAUGGAGUGUACACAGUGGGCGCCAAGUGUCAGCUUCUACUGCAAUAGCAAGCCUCUAUGUCUGUGUGUUACCAUAGAGAAUCAUAUCUUGGUGGGGAUGUCAGAAAAAGUGGUCAGAUUCUCACAACAUGGUAAACCGCUCAUGAGCACGAAAACGUCAAAGCCUCGGCAAUCAUUGGUUCGUUUGCCACAGAAAAUAGCAGAAUGUCGGCUGACACAGAACGUUGCUGUGGUUGAAAGGCAGAGCCAUGAAGAGAAUAUAGAAAUGCAAGUUAUUGUCAUUGACAAAAACUUCGAAGAGUUGUUCCGAUUUAAAGGAGACAUGCUGGAAUACCAACCGGAAUCAAAAGCUGAAUUUGAUCCUUGGGAUGUGACCUUUGACAAUGUUGGGAACCUUCUCAUUGCUGACUGUAACAAUCACAGUGUCCUUCUCGUCAGUUCUGUUGGGGAGUUCAUCAGGACGGUGUUCACGGACGAGCGGAAUACCCAGGCAAUCUGUCUGAACAAAAACCAUGUCUUAUGGGCGGUGUUCGGUGACGUAGUCAAACGUCUACAGUACCUUAGUGCGUGAUUUGAACAGGCUAUUCUUCGAUAUGUUGUAAAAUAGACGUUUGAGUUUUACCAAAAUAAAUAAAAAGAAUUUAAAAAAGGCCAGUCCGGAGCCUGAUUGGCAUCUAUACACUGUAGUAUCAUAGAGGACGAUUAGGUUUCGGACAGGUCCUUUUUUUAUUUUAUUUUUAUAUAUGUCAUGACUAAACUCUAGUGCAUGUAAGUGUAAUAAACAAUAAGGACGAAUGUAGAAUCCGAGAUGGAGGCGUUCGGUUAGAAUACUUACAGACACCUCGUGCAGUCUCCAAAUUACAAUAAACACUGAUGAUUUUUGUGGAGUUUAUAAAGUUGAACGUUUUUUAAAUUAAGAUGAUUAAAUUGCUCUUGUGGUUAUAAUUGAAGUGUUUAUAAGAUACGAACAUAUGUAUUAGAAUAAGAUACGAACAUGUGUUUUAAGAACAUUGCAUUUAACAUGCAUUUAAAAUAGGAUAGGUGUUGUGUAUUAGAAAUUGUAAGAGGAUGUGAUCAAAAAUGCAGUUUUGUUUAUCCGGAUGUUUAACAGUUACGAUUGUAUGUAUUAAAAUGAGACACGAAAAUGUGAACCUUAUUUUUGCGAUCUCCAAUUUUCGCAGUUAUCCUGAAUAGGGAUGUUCUCUGAGUGCCAACAUAUUAACCAACAAUAGGCAGGUGUUGUUUAUAAGACAAU